Messenger RNA from Sebastes umbrosus (honeycomb rockfish), 1538 nucleotides. It is a transcript of the gene aqp10a, whose product is annotated as aquaporin 10a. Bases 19 to 915 code for a protein of 298 amino acids. The record is from RefSeq and is a predicted model, not a curated record. Lineage: Eukaryota; Metazoa; Chordata; Actinopteri; Perciformes; Sebastidae. Gene Ontology annotation, molecular function: urea transmembrane transporter activity; glycerol channel activity; water channel activity. Gene Ontology annotation, biological process: glycerol transmembrane transport; water transport. The transcript has 6 exons. Gene Ontology annotation, cellular component: plasma membrane; basolateral plasma membrane.
AGGGAUUUAACUCAAGUGAUGUUGAACCGACGUCUUGUGAGAGUGAGGAAUGCCCUGGUGCGAGAGUGCAUGGCUGAGAUCUUGGGAACUUUCGUCUUGCUGCUCUUCGGCUGCUCUGCUGCAGCGCAGGUGAAGACGAGCAGAGAGACUAAAGGCCAGUUCCUGUCGGUCAACAUGGCCUUCUCUGUGGGCGUCAUGGCGGCUAUGUACCUCACCAAGGGCAUCACAGGUGCUCAUCUGAACCCGGCGGUGACUCUGAGUUUCUGUGUGCUGGGUCAGGUGCCCUGGGGAAGACUGGUGCCCUACUGCCUCUCCCAGGUGCUGGGGGCUUAUCUGGCAUCAGGGCUCGUCUACCUGGUCUACUAUGAUGCUAUAAUGGAGUUUAGUGGAGGAGUCUUGACUGUAUACGGCCCAAAUGAGACAGCGUCUAUAUUUGCCACAUAUCCUUCAGAGUACCUUACUUUGGGCAGGAGUUUCCUUGACCAGGUCGUGGGCACUGGUAUGCUGAUGUUGUGCAUCCUGUGUCUGGGUGAAAAGAGGAAUACCCCGGCUCCCUCUGAGCUGAUUCCCCCUAUAGUGGCAGUGAUCGUCCUUGGGAUCUCCAUGUCAAUGUCAGCCAACUGUGGCGCUGCAAUAAAUCCUGCUCGGGACCUGGGGCCGCGACUCUUCACACUGACUGCAGGCUGGGGCACUGAAGUCUUCACGUGUUACAACUACUGGUUCUGGGUGCCCGUGGUUGCCCCACUUAUCGGGGGUGUUAUAGGUUCUUUCAUGUAUUUGAUCUUCAUUCACUGGCACCUGCCUGACCCCGACCCCCCCGAGAGCCUCUCCCCUGUCUCCACCAGCAGUGAAAAAAUGAAUGAGCCCAGCACCACGUGGGACAACGGAGUAGAGUUAAAGUCUGCACAUCUCUAAGUGUUACUGUAAUCAUGACCAUUACAGACAGGUAAAGACGGUAAUCUGGUUGUGAAUUAUAAUUGAGAAAGCAGAAGAGAAUAUUUGAGUUUUGCAACUGUCAAGAUGCACACACACACAUCUCUGUCUUCUUCUGUUGGAGAAAUAACAGAAAUAUCUUAUUAUUUACAUACUGUCUGAUCUAUCCUGAACUUUUUAAACACAGCCAGUAGACGUGGAGGCAGCUGAGAGAGAUAUUGAUUGUGUGAUAAUGCUGUUUACAUUGAUGUCUGUAUUGUUUAUCAUAUUGAUCUUUUUUUUUUCUUAAAUUGUAUUACUGAGUUGUAUUUACUUUUUAUGAAAUGCCAUAAUGGAUAUUGAGCACAUGUUAAGCUGAUUUAAUAAAACUUUUACUCUGAGAAAACUCUUAAUUAUAGAUUUAUUCAACUUACGUCAGGACUUCAACAAGGCGUUUCAGGCAGUUCAGGAGCAGUGUUUCUGUUUGCUUUGGGCUUUGUGACUUUGAAAACAUUUUACAUGCACAAAAAAACGAUAUAACACACUAAAGGAAAGGAGGAAAAGCACAAAAGCAUAGUUCCUCUUUAAACAUACCUACAUUGUGGCAUUCCAUUUUCAAAAAUUAC